AUGGAUCUAUUCAAGCAACCUGCAGCAAAGCGGCUAAAAGGGGUCUCCUCGCCAUUUUCCGCUGAUAACUUCAUUUCCGGCGCCUUGUCAUCUUCAUUGUUGGGUGAAGACGGCGGCAACAAAGACCUCAAAGAUACAAUGCUCACAUCUAAUCAAAAGUCGAGAAUGGAGUUCAAUAAAUCGCUUGCAAAGGCCAAAAUGAACCUCAAACUAUGCUCUGAUAAAACCUCCAAGUUAAACGCAAAUGGUGAUGGCGUAGGAUAUGUGAAGUCAGAGGAACUGUUGGUUGAGGAGACAUGGUUGGAAGCACAGGGGAAUUUCAGAAGCCCUAUGCAAAGAACUUGUGCAGAUUUGUUGAAAAGGAUUUGA
Molecule: messenger RNA, 369 nt
Organism: Nicotiana attenuata
Lineage: Eukaryota; Viridiplantae; Streptophyta; Magnoliopsida; Solanales; Solanaceae
Product: uracil-DNA glycosylase, mitochondrial-like
Exons: 1
Coding region: 1-369 (122 amino acids)
Source: RefSeq, a predicted model, not a curated record